AUAUUAUCAUACCUAUAUAUAUGGGCACUCUCGAUGAAACGUUAAACGAAGAUCUUAUUUCAUACAUACUAAUACAAGUUAAAAAUCACUCUACUAUUAAUAACGAUAAAGGUCAUGGAUAUUUAGUGUCUGCAACCACUAAUCUGGGGCCAGCUUAUAUAGAGUCUCCUGAAACACGUAAUAUGACUUCGUGCAAACGUAAAAUUGCGGAAGUAUUAAAAGACUAUAAAACGGAUGCUAAAGAAACAAGAAAAGAAUUCAUCAAGAAGAUUAGACUUGAAAAUAAGGAAGAUUCAC
Messenger RNA from Racocetra fulgida, 297 nucleotides. The record is from the annotation of a GenBank genome assembly. NCBI's taxonomy places the organism in Eukaryota, Fungi, Glomeromycota, Glomeromycetes, Diversisporales, Gigasporaceae.